AGGUCGAGCGACCGCAUACCACGAUCUGGAAACGCGUCGUGGAAGCAGUUGUUGCUCGAUCGUCCGCAACGCUCGUGUAAUCGGAUAAUCGGAAAUUGUCGACGACGGGCGCGUCGCGGAGCAGUUUGCCGGGACAAAGUGUGCUCCAAAGUGUGAUCGAUCGUCUCGUUGAUCUUCUCAUCCCUCGAGAAUCGCGAUCUCUCUCACGUCGCUCGGUUGAAAAUUCGUCUCUCCUUCGGUGGUCCUCGCAUUGGGAUCUUACGUCUCUCUUUCUCUCUCUCUUUCUCCUUGACGGAAAAUCGGCGCUUGACGUCUACGACGCCGGGAGGAAGAAGACCGGUUGUACAAAAUGACGGAUACUCUCGUACAAGGAUCGAUUUAACGCCGUUGCAAGAUGUACGCCGAGUGGCAAAAGGGUGAGUUGGUGUGGUUCGACCCCGGCGUCGGCCAUGUGCUACCUGGCGAGGUCCUGGAAUAUCACAGAGCCGCCAAUGUGCUGUCAGUCCAAGCGGUGAUCGCUGGCAAGCCGCAAAUUUUCACUCUCACCAACCUGAGCGGAGUGAAGCCCAGGCAGGACUUGGGUCAAAAUGGCGUGGAAGAUAUGAUUCAGUUGACGGACUUGAACGAGGCGUCGUUGCUAUGGAAUUUGAAGAUUCGUUACGACAAGGAAUUAAUUUACACCUACACAGGAAGUAUCCUCGUGGCGGUGAAUCCGUACAAAAUGUUUGACAUCUACGGGUUGGAUCAGGUGAAGCUUUACGAAGGACGGAUCCUCGGAACACUUCCGCCGCAUUUAUUCGCCGUGGGUUCCUCCGCGUACAGUCAAGUAACUGCAGCCAAUAACUCGAGUGCCAAUCAAGUGGUCGUCAUUUCCGGCGAGUCUGGCUCGGGAAAGACGGAGUCUACCAAGUUAGUGAUGCAAUAUCUCGCGGCUGUCAAUCGCGCGCCGAACAAUCUUGUCACCGAGCAGAUCUUGGAGGCGACGCCGCUCUUGGAGAGCUUCGGAAAUGCCAAGACACCGCGAAACGACAAUAGCAGUCGAUUUGGAAAGUACUUGGAGGUUCACUUCAGAGAUGGCGCGAUCAUAGGCGGCAGGAUAACGCAAUAUCUCUUGGAAAAGAGUAGAAUAGUAACUCAGGCCUCAGAGGAGAGAAACUACCACGUGUUCUAUGAACUUUUAGCUGGACUCGAUCAGCAACUCAGGGAUAAAUACGGUCUGCUUACACCGGACAAAUAUUUCUAUUUAAAUCAGGGUGGAAACUGCGAGAUCGAUGGCAAGAGUGAUGUUCAAGAUUUCAAGGCACUUCUGUCAGCCAUGCAGGUUCUGGGCUUCACGUCCGAAGAACAGGACACGAUUUUCAAGAUUCUAGCCAGCGUAUUGCAUCUAGGAAACGUUUACUUUCACCGGAAGCAGAUGAGACACGGUCAGGAAGGAGUGGAGGUUGGUUCUGACGCUGAGAUACGUUGGGCGGCGCACCUCCUUCAAGUAAAUUCCGAUGGCAUCAUCCGAGCACUCACCACGAAGACGACAGAAGCAAGGAAUGAAAGAGUUUUCACAGCCUUGAAUAUCGACCAAGCCCUCGACGCCAGAGAUGCUUUCGCCAAGGCUCUAUACAGUUCACUCUUUUCAUGGCUAGUCGCACGCGUCAACCAUAUCGUUUACAAGGGCACGAAGCAAACAGCUGCUAUUUCGAUCCUCGAUAUCUUCGGUUUCGAGAAUUUCACGGAGAACAGCUUCGAACAACUGUGCAUCAAUUACGCAAACGAGAACUUGCAGUUUUAUUUUAAUAAACACAUCUUUAAACUCGAGCAACAAGAGUAUGCAAAGGAGAAGAUUGAUUGGACUACCAUCAAUUAUACGGACAAUUUGCCGGUCAUUCAUUUAAUUGCGAAAAAACCAGUGGGCAUUCUUCAUCUGCUGGACGACGAGAGCAACUUUCCUAAAGCGACGGAUCUCUCUUUCUUGGAGAAGUGCCACUACAAUCAUGCUCUGAGCGAGCUGUAUUCGAGGCCGAGAAUGAAUUCGGCCGAGUUUGCGAUCAGACAUUACGCUGGACAAGUUUGGUAUAAUGUGGAAGGUUUUCUGGAUAAGAACAGAGACACCUUGAGACCGGAUGUGGUCGAGUUACUGAUUAGCAGCAAGAUUUCGAUGGUGAGCAAGAUGUUCCAGCAUGUCAGAACCACCCACGAAGCUAACAAGACAGUGAAUAAGCCGAAUGGCAGAUUUGUCACCAUGAAGCCGAGAACUCCGACAGUCUCGGCUCGAUUUCACGAUAGUCUGCAGCAGCUGUUGGAAUCUAUGUCCCAAUGUAAUCCGUGGUUUGUCCGUUGCAUUAAGCCAAACACCGAGAAAGCACCAAUGAAAUUCGAUAUGCCUUGCGUACUCGAGCAGCUAAGAUAUACUGGAAUGUUGGAAACGAUCCGCAUCAGGAAGACCGGUUAUCCGGUUCGCCUCGUGUUCGGGCACUUUGUGGAUCGGUAUCGAUACCUCAUUUCAACGCACUUGCCUAGAGGAGCGCCCAACAAGGAGCUCUGCAGGAUAAUCUUGGAUAGAGCUGCACCGAAAGAGGCGCACUCGCAAUAUCAGCUCGGGCUUACGAGGGUAUUCCUGCGCGAAUCAUUGGAGAGAGCGUUGGAGUAUAAUAGAGCGUUGAUUCUGGAGAGAGCGGCCAUUACAGUGCAAAGAUAUACGAGAGGCUUCUUGGCACGCAGAAGAUUCCUCAAUAUUUCACGCAGCACGGUGCUGAUACAAGCGGUAUAUCGUGGUUACCGCGAACGUAAGCAGUUCCAUGCGAUGAAGAAGGGUGCGCUGAUGGCGCAGAAACUCUACAGAGGUAAGAAACAACGUGAAAGAUUCACGGUAUUGAAGGAGGAAAUGACGAAACGAGCCGAGAUCGAGAGAGCCAGUAAGGAGCGAGCCAAGGCGAAGCAGCAACGAGAGGACCAAGAGAGAACUUCGCGAGCUGUUGCCGGCGUAAAUCACUUGGAGAUUCCCGCAGAACUAGCCUUCAUUUAUAGUAAACUUGACGAUUGGCAACCCAUGCAUACCGAGCGAAAUCUCCUCAAGGUCGUUGGCCAAGUCGUCCCGAUGAAUUACGCUUACAAUCUACCGCCCGAUAUCGAUCAGUACCAAUUUUCGAAAUUUACCAACAUUUAUUUCAAGAGUCAUAUCUUCGGGAUGAAGCGUGAGCCGAUCAAGACGCCGUUCUUAGCAAAAGCACGUGAUCAAGAUUACACGGAUUCUCUGAUGAUAUUUAAGAUGAUUCUGCGUUUCAUGAACGAGAAUAAUCUUAAUGGUAAACGGGAGCAAGCGUUAGGCGACUACAUCGUCAACAAGGGCAUCGUGAACGAGAAGCUGAGGGAUGAGAUACUGUGCCAACUGGCGAAUCAAACAUGGAAGAACGAAAACGAUGCCAACAAGGAGAGAGGGUGGCUAUUACUGUCAAACUGUCUAUCGGCAUUCCAGCCUAGCGGCACUUUGUUCAAGUAUCUCCUAAAAUACGUUUCCGAUUACGCCUACGACGGUUACAAGGCUUACUGCCAACGCAAACUAUUGCAAGGCGAAAGAACAAUGUAUCGUGUGAUGAAUAAUAAUCAGCAAACGGUGCAUCAAGUACCCAGGAAUUAUCCGCCAUGCGUCCUAGAAUGGCGGGCCAAUAGAAACCGCGUAAAUAUGGCACUCAGUGUCGGCUUUUACGACGGCGAGACAACUACAUGCGCGAUAGAUUCCUGGACGACAUGCGAAGAAUUGGCCAAUCUUGCAGUUCGGAAUCACGGAGUGGAGAACACUGGCUGGACCAUCACGCUUUGGAAUCAAUUAGACGGUCCGGAUGCUAUUGUAACGGAGACUAAUGGCUUCGAUUACGUUCUCGAUUUGAUCUCGGAGAUGGAAUUGGCACCAGCUUUUCCUGCUGCGAAACACAUGUUCUUGGAACAACGCAAAAACAGCUUACCGCCCAUAAAAAAGCGAGAACACGCUCAAGUUAUUCGAGAGUUGGAACAAGAGAUGGAAAUUCCUAUCUUAAAAACCUUCCAACCUCUGGAAAGGAAAUCAGUGCCAAAAGUAGUGGACAAACCUGUUGAACCAGAAAUCCAGGUGCCCAGACGGCCAGUUGUUCCUCCGCCACAACCGCCUGUCGUCAAGCCACCCAUGCGAAAGCAGUCGCAUGAGGCCAUUUUGGAGACUACGACGGAAACGGGAUUGUCGAGGAAGUCCGCCUUGAACGAUCGCUACUUCGAUAAAGAGAAGCAACGCAGUCGAAGUUUAGACAAUUUGCUUCAACCGGAAGUCGUACCCUCGCCGGUGAAGCUCGCCAAUCUCGGGCUCUCCUCAUCCAAAUUGAAUGAACGGUAUCACAGUCUGGAGAGGAUCGGCGAGACUCCAGCGGUCAGCAACGUGGAAUACAUGACGCGCGGCGAAGUCACGCAAGAGAGAAAAUACAGCAGGGCGACAAGGACAACGGAGCCGAACAUCGAGGAGGAGGAUCUCACGAUUGAUUUUGAAUACCCGGAUAUCCAGUCGGUCAGUCAAACCGGAAGAUCGGAAGACGAUAAGAGCUACAUAAGAUCGCAGACGAGAUUCAUCAAAUCGCAAUAUCCUGGCAAACGCGCGUUACCAGGGAGUCAGUCUAGUCGCGCUUACAUCGAAAAGAGCGAGUACGGAGUAAAGUCGUCUGCCAUGUCCGAUACCAGCGAGGCACCUUCUUUGGCAUCGCACGUGCGACGUGUACGAGUGCCUAGCCAGGCGUCCGACGUAGACCAGUUCCUGGAUGAGCUCUUUAUGCCCGUGCUGGACGGUAACCUUGACGAAUUAUCGGACGCCCGCAGUUUAGCCGCAUCGAUAAAAGGUUCGCGCGAGGCGAGGUCGCCUGGCGAUCAAACAGUCGUCGAGAAUCGACGAAGAAUCGACUGUCAAGCCAAGUUUGUCACCGUCGACGAUUUUAUCGAAGGAAUGUUGGCGGGACGCGAGGAUAUCGAGAUCAGCGCUAGUGAACUGUCAACGAGGAUCAAGGGAGGUGGCAAUAUGGAUAUCCCUAAUCAGAAUACGGCUUUCAAUUUCAGCCCUAUCGCGCAGAGCAUGAUGUCGCCGCCGAUGAUGAUGCCCAUGUUCAGUCCUACACAGCAGGUCCCAUCCGCUCAAAACACCAAUAUGAACAUGGGUGCAGGCUUUAUGCCCAUCCCGAUCUACAGCAUGCAGGGGCUCAGUUUACCUCAAUACCCUAACUCGCCGCCUAACCAAAGCGGUGACAUGAUGGCGUAUCAACAGAAUCUCCAGCGAGCCUUCCUUCAGAGCGCGAUGGCGCAAAAUAUUCAGAUACAGCAGCAGCUACUUGCGCAGAAUCAGGCCUUACAACAGCUGUUGGUCCAGAGCCCGCAAAACUCGACGCAGCAACCGAGCACGGUGUUACCCGCUGGCCCCUCAAGCAUGAAUCUUGUCCCCCCAGCUCCCCCAAUCGGUGCCCAUACGGGGCCCAAUGAUUCUAUCGGACGCUACUCCAAGGUCUCGUUUAGAGAGCCCGACGAUGUUGAAUUAUGGUCGACGGAAAAACGAGGAACGUUUGCACAAUCUACACCUACGAAUCAACGGCAGGAAACGAUGACGGUGAAGGCGCAAAUCCACAGAUCCCAGAGUCCACCGAGAAAAAAUUCCGAAGCUGUCAGAAAAACGAGCAUCGAUUAUGCGCGAAAAAUUAGCGUGGAUCGAAAAGCGGUAGACAGGAAGGUGUCUUCAGCACAGACGGAAACCAAGAGGACCAACUUAAACAAGAAUAAUGUACAAAGCAAUUUUACUAAUGUGCUUAGUGAACUGAAGAACAGAAAGAGCAGCGUAGACAGCAAUUGUAGCAACAACAAAGGCGUUCCGCCGCCUCCGCCGAUGCCUCCGCCAUUGGAAUCUCAUGAUCCUUCCGAAUCCAGACCGUUUCUCGAUCCGUAUGGAAGGGCAAAGACAGUACGCAUUGGAAAAUGGAGAUGGCCGCCGCCCAGCGAUUCGAACGAGAAUCAAGGACAAGACAGUUUUAUAGAAUUCAAGAUGCGUCAGCAACAACAACAGCGCAAAAUAACGCCGCAGUAUCAGGAGUACGAUCAAGGCGAGGGCGAGCAUGUGACGGAAGGUGGCGUCGAAUGGGAAGAGUUUGAGAUUGAAAACAUCGUCAGCAACGAGGAUCGAUCCAUGGCCGCGCAUCCACCAGUGACCACGGCCAAACACGAGAACGGAUACAAGGAGGAAGGGGAAAAGAAGAAGAAAAAAUCAAAAUCGGCCUUGGAGGUGGGGGCGCAAAGACCAUCACCGGGAAGUAUAGGGAAACUGAAGCUCAGCUCAGAGAUGAGACAGAGAUUGGAGAAGGUAACGGCGAAUCACAGCGUAAGAUCUACAAAGACGGCCGAGAAACCCGCCCUGCCACGAGAAGAUGGGAAGGUGAAACGGCUAGAGGAUAAUAGAAAGCUUUUGCUAGAACAACAACUAGGCGGCAGAUGGGACGAUUAUGCUUCCACUGUCGACGACACCCAAAGCGUCACUUCCAAAGGCACAACUGACAUGAUGACGCAAGCUCAGGUAGUAAGAACGCAGAUUGAGAGAAUGGAAAGACCUGUACCGCCUCCACCACCUGUCACGCCACCACAAGCUUCGAGUCCAAGAGGUGGCAGUGUAUACAGCAACAGUCAAUCCGGCGUACCUCAACCGCGAUCACCACCAGCGCCGAUCGAACCGAAACGCGACUCCUUCCGCACAUCUCCGGACUCUGAGACUUUCGAUCACUUCUCCAAGAGUCAGAUGUUCAGCCAAAGCCGAGACAUCUUCGCUUCGCAGCAGCAUCUGCGCGACAAUCACUCUGAUUAUCGAAACGAUUAUGAAAAAUCUCGUGCUCAGGACGCCAAGUCGAAAGAUUUUUACGGGAAGGACAGCACCGAUCUCGCGAGCUUGGCGCGCGAUCGUAGCUCCGACUUUGAUUCACGCCGCGACCUUGGCUCGGAACUCUUCGACUCCAAAUACGCUUUCGAUGGUUCGAAUGGUAAGCGCGAUCAUUUUGUCAUGACUCGAGACGUGUCUCCGAAAUCUCGCGAUAGCUUUGGGAUGCCGUCGCCGCGGGAUUUUGGCGUCAUACCAAACACGAGAGAAUCGUUCACUGUCGCACGACAGAGCUUCAACAAGCUCGAUCGGGAUUUGGACAGACGAUCGAGCGUAGCGUCGACCCAUCGCACCGACAAGAUGGAGAGGAUCGAGAUCGAGGAGUGGCCAGAGUUUCUCAAACCAGUAUUACCUCCCGCGGACAAGCCGGAAAUCGAGAAGGUCCAGGAAGUGGUAAACACCAAACUCUAUCCGCAAACAUCUACCGCGCAUUUCACGUACAACAGAGUCACGUGGACCUUGAGAGUCAAAAAGGAGGUCUUUGCGCCGAACGAGAUGCUCAACAGUCCUCUAGCGUUACAUCUGGUGUUCUGUCAGGUCGCCUACGACGUACUGGCGACCUCGAGCAUCAGAAUCGCCAAGGAAGAUCGACAGAACAUGCUAAAGAUGCUGGAUAACUACGGCGUUACUCUGGACAAUCUUCAGAGCACACAGCACAAGAUUACAAUCAAGAAGAACAUCGUGGAUAUGGCGAAGCAAUGGCCAUUGUACUUUGCCAGGAUAUUUCCCGUAUCGAUCGGCCCACAGCAUCCGGAGACGCAACACGUGGCGAUCUCGCAUCACGGACUUCGGCUGAUCAAACGCACCCCCAACGGCGAUUUGAUAAUCUUGGAGACGCUGCCGCUGGAGGACAUCGUCUCCGUCAACUCCUCUAGAGCGGGCGUGUGCGUCUUGCAGAUCGCCUCGGGGGUUCGGUUACCCCUCCACACGAAUCGCGCCCCUCAGUUGGCGGAGAUGAUCGGCAAAUACAUUAGACUGAUCGAUCAGAAGCCACUCCAGAAGGUUAAUCAUCACGAGAAUCACGUAUCCCAAAUUACAAAAACGAUCCAGGCGCAGGCGAAUCACGUGAAUCACAUCCAGGCCCAUAAUCAUGCCAAUCACGUAAUCUCCGAGCAUGAGAAUCACGUAUCGAUCGGUCGCGUGCCCAACCACGUGUCGGCCGUCAACCAAGCGAAUCAUCAGAAAAACCUGCAGAACCAGCUGCUGAGUCCGAGCCAAGAAUGGCGACAGCCCGACGACAACGUCAGACUCCAGGAGGACAGCAUCUACGAAAGUGGACCUGUCUCGAUCAACGAUGGCAAGCACUCCUUGUUGCAAUAUGCCAUGCUAAACUUUCGUCAAAGCACAGAAAAGUUCGAGAUGUUGAAGACCGCGGACGGGUCGAUCAGCGGGUCUCUUAAGGUGAUCGAGUCGCUGAAGAGCAAGAAGAAGAACAAGAAGAGCAAAGGCCAGCCGGAUGGUACCGAAUGGACCUGGAAGGAACAGGUGGAUCUCGUCAAGUACUCCACCGUGCCCAUCGAGCAGAGCCUGCUUAGGCUGGACGCGGACUUGAGUGGUCUGGCCAUCGAGUGCUUCCUGUGUCUGAUGAGGUACAUGGGCGACCAACCGUUGCCGCCCGAGACCAGCGAAGUCAAAUGCGUCUACACCAUUCUCAUGCAUUGUCACAAGUAUGAGCAGCUUCGCGACGAGGUCUAUUGCCAGCUGAUGAAGCAGACCACCAAUAACAAGAGCCCGAAUCCAGAGAGCUGUCAGCGCGGCUGGCGAAUCUUCAGCAUCGUCGCCGCCUAUUUCACGUGCAGCGAGAAUCUCAGGCCCUACCUGACAAAGUACCUCGAGACAGCAGCGUACGACAAGCGUCGCGCUUAUCACGGCACCGCGAUGGUCUGUCUGCAGAAUCUUCGGAAGACGGUCAAGUAUGGCGGUCGCAAAAAUGUGCCAAGUGUGGAGGAGAUCAUGGCGAUCAGCGCGGGCAGGAACGCAAAGAGGCAGAUUUACCGGCUGCCCGGUGGCACCGAACGGGUCAUUAACACGAAAUGCACGACCGUCGUGCAGGAUGUUAUUGAGGAGAUGUGCAACGUCAUCUCGGUGAGAAACCCGCACGAGAUGGACGAGUUCUCAUUGUAUUGCAUUGUCGACGGUGACGCGUUCACUAUGCCACUGGCCAGAGACGAGUACGUCCUGGACGUGACCACGGAACUUCAGAAGAACCACCAAGUGUUCUACUUAAUAUUUUGCAGAUCUGUCUGGUACUAUCCCUUGCGACUUGAUGCACCGUUGUACAUAGAGGUCGUGUUUAAUCAAAUCGCUCCCGACUAUUUGGAAGGACUUCUUCUAGUUAUAUCUGGAGAACACUUGUCUCAGGAAAUUAUUUAUGACAUGGCGCAAAUAGCGGCACUGCUGCACAAAGCAGCCGACAUGGCGCACGAACCUGCAACGAAGGAGAUUAAAUAUCUGUUGCCGAAACCGGCGCUCAGUUUAAGGGAACCCAGGCCGCAACAGUGGUCCAAUAUGGUCCAGCAAGCUUGGAACAACGUUCAGCAUUCCUCGGCGGCUGUUUGCAAAGCGCAAGUGCUCGAAAUAUUAUCCAAGUGGCCGCUUUUCGGCUCGAGCUUCUUCGCGGUAAAGCGAGUACCCGAGGGCAAGGAAAAAGGCGCCGAUCAUAUCCUCGCUCUGAAUCGACACGGAGUGCAUUUCAUCGAUUUACUGACGCACGAAACAUUGUACCAUUACCCCUACUCCGAGGUGAUCUCCACUAGGAAGGUCAAGUCCGAGGAGGGCGCGCUCUACCUCGACAUGAAGUGCGGCAAUCUAAUGCAGCAGCGUAUCACCAGGCUGCAGACGGAGCAGGCACACGAAAUCUCUCGUCUGAUCAGACAAUACAUCACUAUGGAACAGAGAACGUCCAAUGGUCAAAGUGUCAGCAUCGGACUCGGCAUGAGAUAAGCAUCUUUCCGACGAUCCUUCCUUCGCGACCGAUACUCGAUAUCCGGAUUAGUCAAUCUAUGAGGCCAUAAUUGGAAUCAAAUCAAGUCCUCGAUCAAUAUGUAUCAUGUGUAAUAUAAAAAAGACAAAUCCUGUGAGGAUAUCGUAGCUGAAAUCCGCCGAUAAUUUACACAUCGCGGUACCGUUCUUAAUAUAAUUUUUGUAUAAAGAGUACCAACCUUUUAGAGUGUUUACGAAUUACAUAGGAUACCAGGUAGGAUAGGUCCGGAGCCCGACAGAUGACAAUCCGGGAUGGAUAUCGGGAUGAAUACUCAUAGGACUUGCUGGAAGGAAGGAUCGUGAAAGAAACAAAAUGCUCAAAUAUCCAGGGUCGGAUUUAAAAGUGUGGAGACUCUAUUUUUAAAUCAAAAUCAAAUAGAAAUUUUUACGUCGUUUAAAUAAUUUAUUGCGAAAUAACAAGGUCAAGCAAUAUACAUAGACCUUGUAAGUGUUGCAUUCGAUAGGAAAUUUUAAAAAAUUUGUGUUGUGGAGGCCCCUGGGCUUCAGCCUCUGUUGCCCCCCUCCCUAAAUCCGGCCCUGCAAAUAUCUAAAGCGUUCAUAAUUGACUCGUAACAUAAUUGAAAUAUGGACUUUGUGUGUAUGUGUGUACAGCAUUUAUUUAUAUUGUUUAGAAAAGAACAGAAACAUAUAAAAGAAAAUAAGAAUACGCGAAUAGAUUUUUAUUCAGCGACGUAAUAUUAACGCUGAUAUUAACACAUUAUCUGACGAGUAUAAUGGAAACUAACCACGCAGCGAUCAUAUGUUUAUCGUCAGAAGAUUAUUAAUAAUAAUUGUGUACGUAUGGAUAUAAGAGUACAAUGUGAACGGACGUAUCAACUUUAUAUUGAA
Camponotus floridanus (Florida carpenter ant) is the source of this 10741-nucleotide messenger RNA. It is a transcript of the gene Myo10A, whose product is annotated as unconventional myosin-XV. The record is from RefSeq and is a predicted model, not a curated record. The coding region runs from base 395 to 9853 and encodes 3152 amino acids. The transcript has 34 exons. Lineage: Eukaryota; Metazoa; Arthropoda; Insecta; Hymenoptera; Formicidae. Gene Ontology annotation, cellular component: cytoskeleton; myosin complex. Gene Ontology annotation, molecular function: protein binding; cytoskeletal motor activity; ATP binding.